Messenger RNA from Parastagonospora nodorum SN15, 249 nucleotides. RefSeq lists its product as hypothetical. NCBI's taxonomy places the organism in Eukaryota, Fungi, Ascomycota, Dothideomycetes, Pleosporales, Phaeosphaeriaceae. The record is from RefSeq and is a predicted model, not a curated record. The coding region runs from base 1 to 249 and encodes 82 amino acids. The transcript has 2 exons.
AUGUUGGCAUGCUCUGCCCAGCCUCAGCUUGACUACAAGCUUCAAGACCACGGCUAUGUAGCCGCCUUGCAGAUAUGUGACCUGAGCCAGUCCCGGUCUGGCCAUGCUGCAAAGAGCUCCGUCGCCAAAUGCGGACUUGUUGACCGCUCUGCGACUCGCUCCAGCAAUGGGGGAUCACUGAGGCCCGGCGCAACGAGGGCAUUCUGCGCGCAGACGCAACAGGCUGGCAUCCGGGCCAGGUUCCGAUAG